AAUUCCCAAAGAUCUACAGAAAGUUUCUGUUCUACUGUAUUUGAAUCUUUCAUUUAACAAUUUGGUGGGGGAGGUACCAACCGAGGGGGUCUUUCGAAAUACAAGUGGAAUAUCAGUGAUAGGAAAUAAAAAGCUUUGUGGAGGUAUCCCAGAACUAAAAUUACAAGCAUGCCAUGUCAAAGUUAUGAAGGAAGGAAAAUCUCAUGUAUUUAAAUUAACUGUCAUAAUUGUUAGUGGGGUUUUAUGUUUUAUUCUAUUUUCAUCAUUUCUUGUCCUUUAUAGGAGGAGAAAAACAAAAAAAGAAUCAUCUUCUACACUCCCCAAAACCAACUUUCUUUCAAAUGUUUCGUAUAAGGAGCUUUAUCAAACUACUGAUGGAUUUUCUCCUACCAAUUUAAUUGGAUCUGGUAGUUUUGGCUCCGUAUAUAAAGGAAUUCUUGCUCAGGAAAAAAGGAUGGUUGCUGUGAAAGUGUUAAACCUUCAACAAAAAGGAGCUUUCAAGAGUUUUAUGGCUGAAUGCAAUGCGUUAAGAAAUAUACGGCAUCGAAAUCUCGUGAAGAUCUUAACUUGUUGCUCAAGCGUGGACUAUAACGGCAAUGAAUUCAAAGCACUAGUUUACGAAUUCAUGGCAAAUGGAAAUUUAGACAAGUGGCUGCACCAUGAUAGAGAGAAUGAAAGUCCACAAAGAUAUUUGAACCUUCUUCAAAGACUAAAUAUUGCGAUUGAUGUAGCUUCUUCACUACAUUAUCUGCAUGAUCAUUGUGAAACACCAAUCAUUCAUUGUGAUUUGAAGCCAAGCAAUGUUCUUCUUGACGACGACAUGAUUGCUAAAGUAAGUGAUUUUGGUUUGGCAAGGAUACUCUUUGCAACAAAUGAUGAUUCUCAAAAUCAAACGAGCACAGUUGGAAUAAAGGGUACUAUUGGCUACGCUGCUCCAGAGUAUGGAAUGGGUGGUGAGGCAUCAGCACAAGGAGAUGUCUAUAGCUAUGGGAUUUUUUUGUUGGAGAUGUUCACAGGAAAGAGACCCACCGACAAAAUGUUUAAAGAUGGUUUCAACCUUCAUAACUUUGUUAAAAUGGCAUCAACAGAAAAACUUGUUCAAGUUGUAGACCCAAAUCUUCUCACAAGAGAAGUGGAAGAUUUAGAAGUGGCAACAGAAGAUGGCUACAACAACGAUGAUCACAAUGAUAUUGAGGCAGUAGAAGAAAGAGUCCUUAUUGAGAACCUAAGCCAUAUGAAUUCUAAUGUGCAAAAGUGCCUACUUUCAAUUUUCAAGAUCAGCCUUGCUUGUUCAUUAGCAGCCCCAAAUGAAAGAAUAAAGAUGGAAGAUGUCACUAGGGAACUACUUCGGAUCAAAACAGAUUUUCUACAAGUCAGGAUCCAUGAAUAAGGACCAAGUAAGGAAACGGAGCUUUGUGAAGAAGUAUGGUUGCAGAAAAGUCUCUUUUGUAAUGCCCAUGUUUUUUUUUUUAGUUGCUUUUUAAAAAUUUGGACACUAAUGACCCGAAUGCUUAUAGUGUGUUGAGCUAGCACGGUUUGGCUGUUUGAGCGCGUAUGUGUUUUGUUGGAAUAAAUCAAACCAGCUUUUGAUCUACA
This is a messenger RNA of Corylus avellana, 1596 nucleotides long. The record is from RefSeq and is a predicted model, not a curated record. Lineage: Eukaryota; Viridiplantae; Streptophyta; Magnoliopsida; Fagales; Betulaceae.